AUUGAAGUUGUGGACUGCAAUCUAUACGCUUACAAUAAAUCCUAUUAUGUAUAGGAAAAGGGGAUAGUCAGCUUCGGUUUUGUGAACAAACAUCACGGUGGAAAAAUCAAACUCAUUAAAAUCCCUAUGUUAAAGUUCAAUUUAUCUAAGGGUGCGAAGGCUGUGGGGAGAGGCCAAUCGGUGGCCUUCACCCAUCACCCCAGCCAAUAGGAUCACCUAACGCGUGAGAGGGGGUGCUACUGGGCACCUGCCUAGUGUCCUUAUCUAUCGCUGAGCGCGGUUAUAAGGAGAGGGAAAGUUCUUAAGAAUAAGGAAAAGAAGCAGAGGUUAAAACAAAAGGAAGCAGAGAGGAGCGAGGAAGAAAGAUAUCAAGAAAGAGGACAGGUGAGAGGAACACAGAAGUGGAGGAAAAGAGAACAAAGGAGACACAAAGUAGAGGUUAAGGGUAGUCAGGCGAAGAAAUAAAGUAAAAAUUAAAAGGAGGGGGUUUAAAAAGGUAAACUUAUGUCAUAGUGAAAGCCAAGGGAGCUAGAAAAGGAAAUUGACGGAUAGUGAGAACAAAGGCGAUGUAAAUUGGAGAAUGAAUGAGAUGGAGUGAAGAACAAGAACGAGAGAGAACAAGAUAAAAGAGAGAAAGAAGGGGCACUGAACAAGAGAGACGCAGAAGCACUAAAGCAGAUAGACAUAACAUGAGAAAUGAGAGUUUGAGAGAGACAGUGAUGGAGUGAGGAGAGCCAGGGAUUUGCAGAUGGGCUGGGGAGAAAGAGUAAGGUGAAAGAGGCAGGGAGAAUAAAACGAAGAAAGAAGUGGAAUCCGAGCAAGAGAAAAUAGAAAUGAGAAAAGUGUGGAGACGGAAAAAUUAGGGAGAAGGGAAAGCAAAACAAGUGAGAAUUGAGAGAGGAGGAAAGAAAGCAGGUGGGCAUAAGCUUUAGAAACAAGGUGAAAAUCAACAUGAACGUAGGUACAGGUGAACUGAAAAGGUGAGGUUCCUGAAAAGGGUUGAUGACGCAGCACAGAUACCACCCGGAAUCCUGCCUCGACUAGCCACAUAGAGCCAUUGGUGGCUGGAAAGUGGUCAUAGAGUCCCAUUUUUAUUCCAUGGGUCAGACCCACAUUGAAAACUCUGCUGGUUCCACAUUGGGAAAUCGGAAGCUCUAAGGACACUUCAAGCAAUAUGGAGACUCACCACGCAGGAGCAUUUAUGCUGCCUCCGUACUCUGAAAUGAAAACCCCUGGGUGUCAGUUCUCAACCCAUGCCACCUUCCACAAGCUGAGUCCAUCUCUAUUGGGAUGUCACCUUCCUUCAGGGACACCCCAUGGUAUUUCUGAUAUCCUCAGCAGACCCUUACCCCCUCCACAUGGUGGGAUGUUAACAAGAUACCCGGCUAUGCCAGCAUAUGGAAGGGCUUCAGCCCCGGGGAGCUGUUAUGGAGACCAAGGUGGCAUCGUGGCCAAGAGUGGAAGCCCGUACAGCAACCAGAGUCAAGGAGAAUGGGCAGAAAUUGGACAGGAAUGGAGAGGAGGAAGUCGAACUCUGAACAACGCCCCAACGGGGAGCACAGAAAUGACUACGCGUAAGAAGCACACUCGCCCCACGUUCACAGGCCAUCAGAUAUUUGCCCUGGAGAAGACCUUUGAACAGACGAAAUACCUCGCUGGUCCAGAACGGGCAAGACUAGCCUUCAGUUUGGGCAUGAGCGAAUCUCAAGUCAAGGUCUGGUUUCAGAACCGUCGCACAAAGUGGAGGAAGAAAAGUUCUACAGACCCCUCCGGCCUCCCGUCAGUAACCUCCAGGGCUCCCGGAGAACUAACCCCAUCUGAGAACGAAGACGAUGAGUACUGUAAGCCACUGGAUCCGGACUCGGACGACGAAAAGAUCAGGCUCUUGCUGCGAAAACACCGGGCAGCCUUCUCUGUGCUCAGCCUGACGCCCCACAACCUAUGACUUUGAAAGAGUCCUCCAAAAAAAGUUCACCGUUGGCUUUGAGAGGGAGAACAAAAAACUGGUCCUUUCCGAACGUAAUAAGGUUCCUCCUUCGCUCCUCGCAAGCCUCUAAAAAUCUAAGUCUAAUAUUAUAAGUAUUAUCAUUAUCAAAACUGCUUUGUAAAAUAUCGAUCAUGUGACACACUAUUUAAGCAACAACAAAAGAACGGCGAAUUCUGCCUCUUGAAACAUGACCUAAAUAAUGCUAAUUUUAACAGUUUGAAGUAGCCAGGAGAUACCGAAGGACCGUUAGGGCCAGCUAAGGACUGUUAAGGCCAGUUAAGGACUGUUAAGGCAAAGACCAUAUUCAAGAAAAUCCAAAGCCCUGGUUGGCACAUCAGACUAAUCAUCUGUGUUUCACGGAAAAACCCUCUCCUGGACAUUAUAACAGAAAAGCUUCUCAAUCAGGUUUGAGGAACAGCGAUUCCUUCGGACCCCCACAAAUUCCGUAUUUAACUAUGUGUCUGUAAAGCUUAUUAAAACUUCGCACACCAUUAAUUGCGUGAA
Messenger RNA from Spea bombifrons (plains spadefoot toad), 2491 nucleotides. It is a transcript of the gene NKX6-3, whose product is annotated as NK6 homeobox 3. The transcript is spliced from 3 exons. Gene Ontology annotation, molecular function: RNA polymerase II cis-regulatory region sequence-specific DNA binding; DNA-binding transcription factor activity, RNA polymerase II-specific. The coding region runs from base 1175 to 1945 and encodes 256 amino acids. Gene Ontology annotation, biological process: regulation of transcription by RNA polymerase II; cell differentiation. The record is from RefSeq and is a predicted model, not a curated record. Gene Ontology annotation, cellular component: nucleus. Lineage: Eukaryota; Metazoa; Chordata; Amphibia; Anura; Pelobatidae.